Enhydra lutris kenyoni (northern sea otter) is the source of this 570-nucleotide messenger RNA. RefSeq names its product defensin beta 129. Lineage: Eukaryota; Metazoa; Chordata; Mammalia; Carnivora; Mustelidae. The record is from RefSeq and is a predicted model, not a curated record.
AUGAAGCUCCUUUUUCCUAUCUUUGCCAGCCUCAUGCUACAGUACCAGGUGAACACAGAGUACUUUGGCUUGAGAAGAUGUUUAAUGGGUUUUGGAAGAUGCAAAGACCACUGUGGUGUGGAUGAAAAAGAGAUACAGAAAUGCAAGAAGAAAAAAUGUUGUAUUGGACCAAAAGUGGUUCAAAUGAUAAAAAACUACAUGCAAAAUGAAAUGUCCCACACACUUGGAGAGAGCUACCAAGAACAUCUACAAACUACCAAGAAUUCUGAUGCUGAGAUACAAACAAAAAAUAAGAUUUUACCUCUUCUCCCCCAAAUCGUAAGGAUCAACCAUUUUGCCAACAUCAACACCCUCAUCAUCCCAAACACCACCAAUGUAAACUCUGCCAUCACCAACCCUGUGUUCUCAGGAAAGAUUUCAUAUACUGCUAUUUCUACCAAGAGAGACACCAAAGAAAUCAGAAACUUAGCUGCUGACUUCCCACCACCAGCACCACCACCCUUAGAACUACCAACGACAUGACUGGAGCUGGAGGAAGCAGAUGAGCAGGGAUGUGGGCCUUUCCCUUAA